Molecule: messenger RNA, 2374 nt
Organism: Brassica napus (rape)
Lineage: Eukaryota; Viridiplantae; Streptophyta; Magnoliopsida; Brassicales; Brassicaceae
Product: pectinesterase inhibitor 3
Exons: 1
Coding region: 119-730 (203 amino acids)
Biological process (GO): negative regulation of catalytic activity
Molecular function (GO): enzyme inhibitor activity
Source: RefSeq, a predicted model, not a curated record
CCAACUGGUCACAAGACACAACUCGCCUCUUACCAACUGGUCACAAGACACAACUCGCCUGUUUCAUAUACAGAGAUAACUGUGUCUCGUCUCUUUCCAGUUUAAACCGAGAGAAACAAUGGCUCCUCCACAGAAGCUCUUUCUCGCCGCCAUUUUCGCCGCUGUCAUUGUAGCCACCACCACCGGAGAUGGAUCUAAUAGUGCUGGAGAAGAUAUUGUACAUUCCUCUUGCAUGCACGCUAGCUAUCCAUCGCUAUGCAUCCGUACGCUGUCUACUUACUCCGGUCCGACCAUCACAAACCGUCGUGAGCUAGCUCAAGCCGCCGUUAAAAUAAGUCUCUCCCACGCUAAAGCCGCUGCGAAAAAACUCGCGGCGGUGCGAGAAACCGUGGGGAAGAAACGGGAGAAAGCGGCGGUUGUGGACUGCGUGGAGAUGAUUGGAGACUCGGUUGAUGAGCUGAGCCGCACGCUAGGCGCUUUGAAGCAUCUCCGCGUCUCGGGUGGUUCGGUGAACGAGUUCAGGUGGCAGAUGAGCAACGCGCAGACGUGGGCGAGUGCUGCGUUGACUGAUGACGACACGUGUCUCGAUGGGUUUCAAGGGAUCGACGGUGAAAUCAAGUCGGAGGUGAAGGAGUGGAUGACGAAAGUGGCGAGGGUUACGAGCAACGCGCUUUACAUGAUCAACCAGCUAGAUGAUAAACGUGGCAAGCCCCACGUCGUACGUCCUUGAUGUUAUAAUAAUGCACUUGUCCUAAUGGACUGUUGUGAUUUUGUUAACUUUUAUUCGUGUGUGUUUUUUUUUUUUUUUUUUGUCAAACUAUUCGUGUGUGUUUAAUUACAAGUUAUCCACUAUAUAAACUACAUGCAUUGUCAUUUUUAGUAGUUCUGAUAAUGGUAUAUAACUAUAUCCUAUAUUAUAUAAAUGUUUAAUCUUUUGGUUCGCUAUGUCACUAUAUCGUAAUAUGUGGUUCCGUUCGGAUUCGCUUGCAUGUGAUUUUGUCUUCACAUGAAACUGAAAAUAGGAAUUUAAAAGACUGAUAAACUAAAACGAAAAUCAUAUAUAGAAAGUAGUACAAACUGACGUAGCGGAAAUUAUUUAUAUAAAUAAUUUUCUGUAAGCAAACUCUUAGAGCAACAUUAUCGGUAAACAGUGCCGUCCCGAAAUAUCCGGUGGCCUAAAGCAAUAUAAAAAAUAUGAUCUUUAAUUUUUUUCAGAAAUUUUGAAUCUGGUUUAUCAUUACUAAUUCUCUAAUAUGAACAUACUUUUUUACAUAAGAAUAUUUUUCGUUAUAUAGAAAAAUUUAUUGUUUUAAAACUAAUUUUAUGUUCUUUAAAAAAAAAUUCAAUUGUUUAGUAAUGAAGUUGUUGCUGUAAUUUUUAACCUGGACCUUCGUUAAUUUAUUUUACAAAUAUAUAAAGAACCAAAGAAAUCAUACAAAUAUAACAAAAAUGCAUAUUACUAAAUGUGUUUGAAAUAUAAAAGAUCACUGAAUUUAACUAUAGUAAGUUACAUAACAAUAACUGAUAGUUAAAAUGAAAUAUAAAUGGUUAUAAGUUAUAAAUUCAGACAAUUAGUUUAGAAACAGAGACUAAGUAUGAAAAACUAAAAUGACUAAAUAUUAAAUCUCGAGGUUUUAAACAAUCAUCUAUGACCAUUACACAAUUUAAGAUUUGUGGCCUUAAAAAUAUCAAUUAUAGAUGUGGCCUAAAGCUAAUGCUUUAUGUGUCUUAUGGCUAGGACGGGCCUGUCGGUAAAUACUGUGAGGGGUUUUAAAAAAAAAUAAUAUUUUAAUUAUUUCAACUCUAAAAACAUUAAUAAGAUGACAUGUGUUGUUUUAAUGUUUCAAUCGGUUCUACUAAGAAUUUUUGUUCAUUUUCUUUAAUAUUUUUAUGAUAUAUUUUUUUAAGUUAAAAAGGUUGGAACUGCUCAAAAACAUGUUUAUUGGUAAAUUUUUAUUUAAGAAUUGGUUCUUAGUUUUUUUAAUUAAAACAAAAGUCAGAGGUUACGAUGAGCUGAGGCAUGAUCUUGCACGCACGUUUGGGAUCCAAUGACAGCUUGAAGAUUCGCUAACAUCAGACUGGAAACUUGUGUGCGUAACUUCUCGGUGAUGAUCCAUGGGUGUAUGUAGAGAACUAUCACAUUCUUCAACAUAAGACCAUUUGAAAGUUCCAUUCCUUUUUUAUAGCUUUUGAAACUUUGGAUUUUUGCAAGGAAUUUGUAAACUGUGUUCAGAGCAUAUUUCAUCAGGUGAGGUUCAACUAAGUUAACAUAAGCAACUUGGUAUGAAGAAUCAAACUCAAGUCUUUAUUUUAGAUUAUGUUCUCAGGCCGUUUAUGAAAAUUUUUUCCACAAUUGGGGAUACAAAUUGCAGGU